AUGGCCGAGAUACCGCCGAUAAUAUCGGUUUCGCUGUUUAACCGAGAUGCCGAUAUUACCGGUAUUGGCCGAUAUUCCGCCGAUAUUGGCCGAUAUUUCACUGAAAAAUCAUGGAGAAAGCAAAAACUUGUGAAGCUAGGUAAUGGUAUGGCAAUACCAAGUGUUCAAGAAUUGGCUAAACUCACGCUUUCUGAAAUUCCUUCUCGAUACAUAUGCACCGAUGAAAACCUUAUGUUUCCUAUGGGUGCAUCUGUGAUAGAUGAUCAUGAAACCAUUCCUGUCAUUGAUAUAAAAAUUUUAUUAUCUCCAGAACCCCUAAUCGGAAAGUUAGAAUUGGAUAGGCUUCAUUCUGCUUGCAAAGAAUGGGGUUUCUUUCAGGUAGUAAACCAUGGAGUCGAUGCUUCAUUGUUGGAUAAUGUAAAAUCAGAAAUUCAAGGUUUCUUUAACCUUUCUAUGGAUGAGAAAACUAAAUAUGAACAGGAAGAUGGAGAUGUAGAAGGAUUUGGACAAGGCUUUAUUGCAUCAGAGGACCAAGCACUUGACUGGGCAGAUAUAUUUAUGAUGCUCACUCUUCCUCUCCAUUUAAGGAAGCCUCAUUUAUUUUCAAAACUCCCACCGCCUCUCAGGGAUACAAUCGAAUCCUACUCAUCAGAAAUAAAAAAUUUAUCCAUGGUUCUCUUUGAGAAGAUGGAAAAAGCUCUACACGUACAAGCAGCCGAGAUUAAGGGUAUGUCAGAGGUGUUUAAAUAUGUGACACAAGCAAUGAGGAUGAACUAUUAUCCCCCUUGUCCUCAACCAAAUCUCGUCAUCGGUCUUACGUCGCACUCGGAUUUUGGCGGUUUGACCAUCCUCCUUCAAAUCAACGAAGUUGAAGGAUUACAGAUAAAGAAAGAAGGGACAUGGAUUUCAGUCAAACCUCUACCUAAUGCGUUCAUAGUGAAUGUUGAAGACAUUUCGGAGAUAAUGACUAAUGGAAUUUACCAUAGCGUCGAUCACCGGGCAGUAGUGAACUCAACAAAGGAGAGGCUCUCAAUCGCAACAUUUCAUGAUCCUAGUCUAGAGUCGGUAAUAGGCCCAAUAUCAAGCUUGAUUACUCCAGAGACACAUGUUUUGUUCAAAAGUGGAUCUACGUUUGGGGAACUUGUGGAGGAAUGUCAGUCAAGGAAGCUCGACGGAAAAUCAUUUCUUGACUCCAUGAGGAUGUGAAAUCUCAAGAACACAAUAAUACUACGUGAUUGGAUGUCAUAUUCAGCUGUCUUUUUGCCGUUUGUUGGUGCUCGAGUCCUUAAUUGUUUUCAUCAUUACUUUUGAUUCUAAUUAAUAAGACUUUUCUCAAGAACUCUUAUGUAAUGUACCUUUACUUCCAGAAAAUAAAACGUAUUGAGGCAAAUGAGAAACAAUAAUUAUUAUUGACAGAGUGCUUGAGAAGUGUAAUUUCUCGAGAGUGUGUUGUGUUUGUGUUUUGUUAUAUGUUCAAUUUUGUAUUGAUCUUAGUUUUGGUCUUUGUUUCCUAUGGUUACUAAUUUUUCCC
Molecule: messenger RNA, 1531 nt
Organism: Papaver somniferum (opium poppy)
Lineage: Eukaryota; Viridiplantae; Streptophyta; Magnoliopsida; Ranunculales; Papaveraceae
Product: thebaine 6-O-demethylase-like
Exons: 5
Coding region: 1-1206 (401 amino acids)
Source: RefSeq, a predicted model, not a curated record